Molecule: messenger RNA, 2685 nt
Organism: Octopus bimaculoides (California two-spot octopus)
Lineage: Eukaryota; Metazoa; Mollusca; Cephalopoda; Octopoda; Octopodidae
Product: galactokinase
Biological process (GO): carbohydrate phosphorylation; galactose metabolic process
Cellular component (GO): cytoplasm; cytosol
Molecular function (GO): ATP binding; galactokinase activity
Source: RefSeq, a predicted model, not a curated record
AAACGCGCCUUUAUCACCGCCUCACCUUUUUUUCCUUGUUGACAUUUUGUCAAUUUAGCGUCGGAUCCGAAUCGAGAGUCCGCUCUGACGGAAUAAUCUGCCUCCAGAUCCACAAUGGCUGAUGCUACACACCUCGAGGAUGUAGAAGAUUUAGUGAAAGAAGCGAAAACAGCAUUCCGAGAUCGAUUCCAUAGCGAUCCCGACGUGGCAGCUUGUGCGCCGGGUCGUGUUAACCUGAUCGGAGAACACACCGACUAUAACAAUGGAUUUGUAUUCCCAAUGGCAUUGCCGUUGGUGACGGUGGCAGUUGGGAAGAAGACGGAAAAUUCUGUUUGUCGAGUGUUAACAUUGUCACCGGAAGUAAAUGAAUGCAAUUAUGUGGAGUUUGCCAUUGAGGACCUUCAACCAGGGACCCCAAAAUGGGCCAACUAUGUGAAGGGUGUUGUCCACUACUACAAAGGGAAACCGUGUCCCUUUGAUGCGGUGAUUGUGUCUUCAGUUCCAUUUGGUGGAGGUUUGUCCAGUUCAGCCGCCCUUGAAGUGUCUGUCUAUAUGUUGCUCGACUUAUUAACUGACAACAAAAGCAACAACAAAGAUGAGAAAGCUCUCAGCUGCCAGAGUGCUGAAAAUAAUUUUGCUAAUCUUCCCUGUGGGAUUAUGGAUCAGCUAAUCUCUUUCAAGGGACAGAGUGGUUACGCUUUAUUAAUUGAUUGCAGAUCGAUGGAAUCAGAAUUGGUUGCCAUGAAAGAUCCUGAAACUGUUGUUUUGAUUACCAAUUCCAAUGUAAAACAUGAACUGACAGGAACGGAAUAUUCUUCUCGACGUGAUCAGUGUAAACUUGCUGCAAAGCUUAUGUCCAAAGACUCUCUAAGAGAUGCCAAAAUGGAAGAUCUUGAAGCUUGUAAAGAUAAACUGGACCAAGAAACGGUAAAACGGAUACGCCAUGUAAUAACAGAAAUUCGCAGAACCGAAGAAGCGGCCAAAGCUCUUUCUUCUGCAGACAUGACCAAAUUUGGUAAACUUAUGGUUGACAGUCACAUCUCUCUCAGAGAUGAUUAUGAAGUUUCCUGUCCUGAAUUAGACCAACUUGUUAAUGCUGCCUUACAAAUGGAUGGUGUGUACGGUUCACGGAUGACUGGUGGCGGCUUUGGUGGUUGCACAGUGACGUUGGUAACCAAGAGUGCAGCUGCAUCUGUCAUGGAACACAUCAGAAAAACCUACCAGGGUCAGCCUACGUUUUAUGUAUGUCCUCCGUCUGAUGGUGCCCGUCAGUUGAAGUUAUGACACAUUUAAACUACAAAAACAUUAAACACUUUGUCAUUUUUUUUUUUGAAAAACUGUUAUGUUUUUUAAUGGGUUUUUUUUUUUGUAAUCAUUUUGAAGGUUAAUCUGAAAAUAAAAUGGAAUUAAUUGGGUUUGUAUAACUGAAACAGGUUAAAUCUAAUUUAUAUAUUUUAUAGUAUUUAAAGAAUUAUGACUUUAAUGAUUGGGGUUGGCUUCAACAGAGCAGCCAUAAUCAGGGAAUUUACCUACAAUGGUUAGGAUUUAUUAAUGCAAAUAAGGGGCAGAUAGCAGGAUUUGUGUGAACUUGUCUAUGGGACAAGUAUUUUUUGAUAAGGUUUAAACUUGGGCUGGAUUUCUCCUUCAAAAUGUUGAUAAAUUCAAUAAAAUCUUAUGUGUUUAAACAUUGAAGUACUCAAUACUUACCUGAAGUGACAUGUGUGGAAGCUGGUCUUUGUGGAGGAAUUUAUAUUUUAGUAAUGAUGCUGUUGAAUCUUUACCAUGGCUACAAUUCCAUGAAUGGAUAAUGGUUAAUCUGAGGUGUCUCACACACAAACACACACACAUGGAUAGAUACACAUGCAGACACUUAUAAGAAUGGACAUGGGCACACACACACACACACACACACUAAUAAAAGUUAAAUCCAAUUGCAGAUGAUGCUGGUGUAUAUUUGAGACUAAUAAAUAUACUGGUGGGUGUAUCAUGGUACUGACGAAACUAUUGGAUGUUGUUAUACACGCUGGUCACAGUGCACUUCUUUGCCUUGUAGCUUUUGAAUGCUGCUCUUCCACUGGGUGGGUAGCAGAUUGACAUUUCUCCUGGAUAGAACGCUAGUCCACCACAGAGUGACUCACCUACAGCUGAGUGGACUGGAGCAAUGUGAAAUGAAGUGUUUGGCUUAUAACCACAACGUGCAGCUGGUCUGGGAGUUGAACCCAUGAUCACAAGGUUAUGAGUGCAACACCCUAACCACGGGGGCAAAUGUAACUUAUCAGGAAGUGAUCAUCAUCAUCAUCAUCAUCAUCAUCUAUGAAAAUACAAAAUAUCUGAAAUGAUUGUGCAGUGCUUUGGGCAAGUGUUUUCAAUUCUGGGCUGAGACUGACCAAAGCCUUGUGAGUGGAUUCGGUUGAUGGAGACUGGAAGAAGCCCAUCAUGUGUGUUGUGUGCUAGUUGUAAACAAGCUUCACCUUCAUACAAGCAGUGUCAUUCAUCUCCAUUAUUGUAUGAAAAAUGUGUCUGGCCAUGGAAGAAAAUAUUACCUUUGUUUGAAAGUAGGUGAGGGCCAGCAAUUGGAAGGGCUUCCAGCCAAACAAAAUUUGCUAGGAUCAAUUCUAAUUGACACAUAAAAUCGUGGAGAAUCAAUGAUGAUUGAUGAUGUCCCAAUAAAAUAUUUUUUCUAUA